CAGGAGUGGGCGCGUCCUUGUCCUCCGUCCGAGGCGCCCACAGUCUCAUUGGACUUCACUUCCCAGAGGCCUCGGCCGGGGCAGCCAAUGGUGGAGGAUCCUGGGAAAUGAAGUGUUGAGGCCUGAAGGCCUAGCGCUUGUGGGGCGGGAGAGGCAGAAGUGGGGAUGCCUUCCGCGGCGGAGCGGGAGGAGGGCGAGGCCCGGCCGCGGCGGCUGUGCGGCUACCUGGGGCACCUGUCGGGCCGGGGCCGGGGCCGUGCCUUCCGGAGCCGCUGGUGGGUGUUCGAGCCGCGGCGCUGCGCCCUGUACGCCUUCCGGAGCCCCCGCGACGAGGCCCAGGCGCCCCUGGCCAGCCUCGACGUGGCCGGAGCCGCCUUCGCCGCGUACCCAGGGCCCAGGCCCGGCCCGGCCCCGCACGACGGGGACGGGGAGGCCGCGGAGGAGGAGGCGGCGGCGGCCCACGACGAGGCCGGGCCCACCGCCUUCGAGCUGCACGCGCCCGGCGGGGAAGUCGCCGUCCUCAAGGCAGCCACGCACCAGGACAUGACGUACUGGUUGCAGGAACUCCAGCAGAAGCGGUGGGAAUAUUGCAACAGCCUGGAUGCAGCCAAGAGGCUCAGCCGCACCUCCCCGACGCCGUGCGACUCCUCCACGGGACUGGUGGCCAAAGACAAGGCUGAUGUGAAUCUUCUGCCCGCAAAUGCCUCUGCGGAGAGAGCCAGGAACGUCCUUGCGGUGGAAGCGGUGCCCACGGAGCUGGUGGGAGAGCAAGCCGCCUGCCACCCGGCCCCCGGACAGCCCAGUGCCAUUAACUUCUCCCUCAAGCAAUGGGGCGCUGAGAUCAAGAAUUCUGUGUCUCACCUGAGGCCUGGGAAAGGGAGCGGCGAAAACCGCCGGAGCGUCUUCUACACCGAAGAGUGGGAGAUGCUGGACCCCACGCCAAAGGAGCUGGAGGAGUCGAUGGCUCACGAGGAGAAGAGGAAGCCUGCGGCAGAACCCAGCAAAGGCCUGAGCGGUGCGGCGUUCCCGUUCGAUUUUGGCCGCAUUCCCCACAAAACCAGGCGCCCCUUGAAGGACAUGAUUGGGCCCGGCAGGAACCGGAACAGCGCGGCAGAGUCUCCUCCCGUCGAGUGGAACGGGAGCAAGUUCGCGUCCGAAAUGCAGCUGAAGUUCCAGAGCCAGCAGGAGGAGCUGGAGGCCCUGAAGAAGGAGCUGGCCAGCCAGAAGGAACUGGUGCGGCUCCUGCAGCAGACGGUCAGGUCCUCCCAGUACGACAGGUACUUUGCCGGCCACCUCUGCCAGGACGGGGCCGCCAAAGAGAAGCUGGAGCUGCUCCACCAGAAGGACGGCCAGAUCCUGGGCCUCAACAACCAACUGGAGAGGCUGGCCCUGGAGAAGGACAGCCUGCAGGCCGAGCUGCGGGCCCUGAAGGGCACGGUGGGCGAGCUGAACGAGCGGCUGGGCAUGCUGAUGGAGACCAUCCAGGCCAAGGACGAGGUCAUCGUCAAGCUCUCCCGGGAGCUCAGCGAGGGAGGGGCCUCUGAGCCUCAGGGAGGGCCCGCGUCCAGCCCCCCGCCUCCCUCCACAAACAGAGACCCAGAGGAGCUCAACAGGCUGAAGGACAGCCUUCAGGGUUACAAGACCCAGAACAAGUUUCUCAACAAGGAGAUCUUGGAGCUCUCGGCCUUGCGGAGAAAUGCCGAAAACAGGGAACGAGACUUGAUGGUCAAGUACACCAGCCUGGAAGCCAAGCACUGCCAAGUGGAGAGCAAGUACCUGAUCCUGCUGCAAGAGAUGAAGGCGCCCGUGUGCUCCGAGGAGCAGAGCCCUCGCCACGAAGUGGUGGCCCAGCUCCUGGAAGACGCCUUGCGGGCCGACACCACCGAGCAGCCAGAGGUCUUCAAGCCCCACACGGUCAGCGAGUACGACAUCUACGGGUUCCGGACGAUCCCGGAGGAGGCGGAGGAGGAGGAGGAGGAGGAUGCGCGGCUGGAGGCCAAGGUGCGGGCGCUGGACCUGAAGUCGCUCUCGCUGGCGGAGCACCAGGAGAUGUCGGUGGGCGUCAAGUGGGAGAACUUCCUGGCCGGGACCCUGCACCGGGAGAUGGCGCGCUCGCCGGAGCUGAAGCAGCUGGUGCGCUCGGGGGUGCCGCACGCCCACCGCUCGCAGCUGUGGAAGUGGUGCGUGGGGCUCCAGGCCAAGAAGGUCCGGGCCAGCGCCGACCCGGGCUACUUCCAGGGCCUGCUCCAGAACGCCCUCAAGAAGCAGAACCCGGCCUCCAAGCAGAUCGAGCUGGACCUGCUCCGCACGCUGCCCAACAACAAGCACUACUCCUCCCCGGCCUCCGAAGGCAUCCAGAAGCUCCGGAACGUGCUCCUCGCCUUCUCUUGGCGCAACCCCGACAUCGGCUACUGCCAGGGGCUCAACAGGUUGGCGGCCAUUGCGCUCCUCUACUUGGAGCAGGAGGACGCCUUCUGGUGCCUGGUGACCAUCGUGGAGGUCUUCAUGCCCCGGGACUAUUACACCAAGACUCUGCUGGGCUCCCAGGUGGACCAGAGGGUCUUCAAGGACCUGAUGGGCGAGAAGCUGCCCCGCCUGGCCGCCCACUUUGAGCUCCACCGGGUGGACUACACCCUCAUCACCUUCAACUGGUUCCUGGUGGUCUUCGUGGACAGCGUGGUCAGCGACAUCCUCUUCCGGAUCUGGGACGCCUUCCUCUACGAAGGGCCCAAGGUCAUUUUCCGGUAUGCGCUGGCGCUCUUCAAAUACAAAGAGGAGGAGAUCCUAAAGCUGCAGGACUCCAUGUCCAUCUUCAAGUACCUCCGGUACUUCACCCACACGGUCCUUGACGCCAGGAAGCUGCUGGGCAUUGCCUUUGGGGACCUGAACCCUUUCCCCUUGCGCCAGAUCCGCAACCGCCGGGCCUGCCACCUGGAGAAGGUGCGCCUGGAGCUGCUGGAGCUGGAGGCCAUGCGGGAGGACUUCCUGCGCGAGCGCGAGACCCACCCGGAGAAGAGGGACCUCAUCAGCGACGACGAGGAGGACGCCUAGCGCGGGAGGGGCCCGGCCGCCCCGUCCCCCGUCCCCCCUCCUUCAAAGCCAUAUCGCAGGGGCGCUCCCUCCUCCCGCCCUGCAGCCCGCAAAUGGGAAUCCGCCGGGCGGACGUCUUCUCAAGAGGCCUUUCCUUGCUUUGCACAGAGCACUUCGCUGACUGCAGCUGAGCUGCCUUGUUGGCUCUCUCUCUCUCUGACUCUCCUCCUGUGUCGCAAGCAAGCCCCCACUUCCUAAACCUUGCCCUGUUUUGCACCACGUUCUCAACGGUUUCUCACCUUCGAGUGUUUCAGCCCCUGUCUCAGCCUUUGGUUGCUUGAGGGCCUAUUCUAGUCCAAAUAUUGACUUGUAUUGAGAGUAUAUAUACACAUACUUCAGGUCGGGGAGGAAAAUACGUUGAGGAGGCUUCCUGGAGCCAAAUCUUUUUGCCAAACCUCUUAAGAAAGAGGAGGAGCGAGAGCACACUUUGUGCCAAAGGAGAGGGGUGAGGCGUCCGAAGAAGCCAAUCCUCUCUCUCUGAAGACCAGUCAUUUCCAAACUGCAACCUACAGGGAAGAUUUAUUAUCAUCAGAAUCUGACUCUUGCGGCAAAGAGAACUUGUUCCCCUACCACGUCAUUGUUGUGUGAUGGCCUGAUGCUGUGAAAGGAGCAGCGCUGGCUGGUCCAAAAUGAACCCAAGUCUGGAGACAGGACCACAAGCCCCUGCAAAAAGGACAGUAGGAUGACGUGGAAACAACCCUACAUACAGAUCAGGCAUAGGCCAACUUUGGCCCUCCCUCCAGAUGUUUGGGCUGUUAGGAGUUGUGGGAGUUGUAGUUUGGAGUUGGCCCGUGCCUGGGGCAGAACCCUUCCUUGCACCUGGAUGCGGAUUGAGCCUCUCCCUCUCCUCCGUCCUGGACCAAACGCAGAGAGAAAGAACGAAAGAAAGAAAGAAAGAAAAGCUCGGAGAUGUGAAUGAAUGACGGGAGACGGGCCUUUCCUUACGGACCAACUCUUCCCUUUUGGGGCCUUUUUGGGGCGUCGCUUCUUUCUACAGAAUCCCAAAAUGUGUUACAUAUCAUAUAUGCGACUAUUUUAUGCAUGUCCUGUUUUAAGUAUUAGCUUCGGCUUCUUUGGGCCGGAUCCUCAGCCGCACAGAGACACGGAUCCUGCAGCCACGCAGCUCACAUUUGCUGAAACGGCACAGUGUGUGCGUGUGUGUGUGUGUGUGUGUGUAUAUAUAUAUAUAUACACACACAUACAUACAUAUAUACAUAUAUAUACAUACAUGUAUAUAUGUGUGUGUAUAUAUAUGCACACACAUAUACAUAUACAUAUAUACAUGUAUAUGUAUAUGCGCACACACAUAUAUAUAUAUAUACACACAUGUAUAUGUAUAUGCACACACACACACACACACACAUAUCAAUGCAAAAAUCCGGUUUGCUGGGCACAACGAACACCUGUUUUGCACAAAAUCCUGCUUUUCCUGGAGGGGCUUCCUAGAGAAGGUGUUUCCAGGCUUGGAUUCGAAAUGCUGUUUCCCGUUAAUAUUUUGCUGGAUUUACCUUUGUACGUAUUGCCGUUGUGUUUCCUUGUCUCUCUCUCCCGAAGGAAGCCAAGCGGGUCUCUCUCCUCAGUGUUUUUAUACUCUCCUAUCUCUUUUUGUACAGGAAAUCUUUCUUGUUGGAAACAAGGUGUAAUGCAAUGAAAAGGUUGCCGUCUUGAAGCACAACCUGGUUUUGCCAGGAAUUGUUGCACUGCAACUCCGGCAAUAAAAACAAUUUUCUAUG
Molecule: messenger RNA, 4823 nt
Organism: Anolis carolinensis (green anole)
Lineage: Eukaryota; Metazoa; Chordata; Lepidosauria; Squamata; Anolidae
Gene: tbc1d2b
Product: TBC1 domain family member 2B
Exons: 13
Coding region: 166-3051 (961 amino acids)
Source: RefSeq, a predicted model, not a curated record